CGGUUUUGGUGGAGACACGCUCUAAUAUAACACGUUUUUAAGGAAAAGUAGGAACAACAUCACGCAUAUCUAAACACAUAAAUAGAAAAAUCAGCACAUCCAUAGUGGGCACCCCGUAUUUCUGUGCUCGCUUUUGAAACUUGAUCCUCGCUCUUCUACCGAUUACCCCACUCUCGCAGUUCUUGGAAUUUGUUACGUCAUUCGUGUAGGCAAAAAUCAAUGACGUGUACUGUUAGCGAGAAUGGAAACACCACGCCUUGCGAUAUAUAUUUCAUCGGAGGUGUAUCAGAUCAGACUAUAUGUGCACGGGGAUAUUGAGUCAAUGACAGAGUGAUAGGAUAGUAGAAAGGUUCAGGUUGUGUUUGAUCUAGUUCUGCUGUUUAUAUAGGUCGGGGCAGCUUGUGAUAUUUCUCCUGCACAGCUCAAAGGGACAUCAGUGCGUUCUGCUGAUGGAUAAGACAAAGGAUCACUUCGUGACGGUGGUGGAAGGGAACAUUGCCAGCGGAAAGUCCACGCUAUUGGACUACUUCAAGGACAACAGCAACUGUGAGGAUCUCGUCCACAAGGACGCGGCCCGCUGGGGCGCCACCACACAGAGCUACAUCCAGCUGACCAUGGCCCAGUCACACGUCCGGGGAAAAAUGACGACAAUCGAACACUCUGUCCUGUCCCAAUGGCACGACUGGAUUGUGGAUGCUCUCCAAAUCAAAGUGGAUCUCUACGUGUACCUGAGGACUGAUCCGAGGGUGAUUCCAGACCGUAUCCUCAAGAGGGGGCGCGUCGAAGAAAAAGAUAUUCCAAUGAAAUCCAUCGAAUCCAUACACGGACAGCAUGAAGACCUCUUUAUCCGGGGGACGAAAGUCUACAAGCCUAACGUUCUGGACUUCAACGGUGAACUUUCCACCUGGAGAGAUCGAAGUCUAUGGCCAUCUUUCCUUGAGUAGGAGCUAGUACAAAGAGAUGGGUAUUUUUCAGUACUUUUCUUAUGGUAGUAACUUGCUGCUGGAGAGAAUCCUUAUAUGCAAUCCUACUGCAAGGUUUCGAUGCAUUGGAAAAUUGAGUGUGAGUUUUUACGGGACAAGAUUUUUUAGAACUAAAGACAAACUGAAACAACGUUUGUCACCGACAGUAAGUAUGAGAUAAAAGAUUCAUGUUCAGCAGUGGACAUGCUCGAUUACGUGAGGCGUUGUCAUGGAAACGAGGCCAUCUUGAAAAUUGGAAACGCAUACCAUAGGAAUUGAAAUGUAAAGAAGAGAGGAAUAUCUUAAAUGCUCGGUAAGACUGUCGUACACCUCUUUUCAAAAUGUUGCAUGGCGGAGUCUUACACAAUGACAAAGCAGUUGAUUUGAGGAUCAUUAAACGUUAAAAGCUGUAAUCAACUUUUUGCACUUCUCAAAAUUUUAUAGAGUCUAUCCCCAGAAAUCUUGACAGUAAGAAUUGAAAGUAGGCUUACCUUUUAUGACUAUGAAAGCCAACAUUUUUGUCUGCUUCAAUAACGAGGUUCUGAUUUGAUUUAGAACAAACAUUUGUGCUGUCCCCUUCAAACUUUUACUGAGCUUGACGACCUAGAUAAGCAGAGGAGCAGGGUAUUGUGUUUUUGAAGUUUUACAAAUUAACUCAAGUUCUUGACAAGUAUUGAGAUUGAAAUAAACCCUUUGUGUGUAAUUA
Messenger RNA from Aplysia californica (California sea hare), 1668 nucleotides. RefSeq names its product thymidine kinase 2, mitochondrial. The record is from RefSeq and is a predicted model, not a curated record. Gene Ontology annotation, cellular component: cytoplasm; mitochondrion. Gene Ontology annotation, molecular function: deoxynucleoside kinase activity; ATP binding. NCBI's taxonomy places the organism in Eukaryota, Metazoa, Mollusca, Gastropoda, Aplysiida, Aplysiidae. Gene Ontology annotation, biological process: nucleobase-containing compound metabolic process.